This is a messenger RNA of Podarcis raffonei (Aeolian wall lizard), 4802 nucleotides long. Its product is annotated as BCL-6 corepressor-like protein 1. Gene Ontology annotation, molecular function: transcription corepressor activity; protein binding. The coding region runs from base 46 to 3870 and encodes 1274 amino acids. The record is from RefSeq and is a predicted model, not a curated record. Gene Ontology annotation, cellular component: nucleus. Gene Ontology annotation, biological process: negative regulation of transcription by RNA polymerase II. NCBI's taxonomy places the organism in Eukaryota, Metazoa, Chordata, Lepidosauria, Squamata, Lacertidae. The transcript has 10 exons.
UCGAGUAGCGGCGGCAGUGCCCAAGGGUUUGAGGCAGAGGGCACCAUGGAAGAGGAACUUGAACCUACACUUAAGGAGCAGCCCUGCGAGCCAGACUGUGAUGAGAAGGCCUUGAAGGGCAGCGAUGCCAACCCAGGCAAAGUUAGGGAGGGUGGGCUCACAAGGCCAGAGAGCAGUGGCAGCCCGGACGGUGCACGGCUGUCUGCUAAGGAGGCGGCAGAGGUCUCCCCUGCUUUCCCAAAGGCUCUGGAGAGCGAGUAUCCAGGGAAGGAGAAGAGCACCGCAGCUGCUGGCACAACCCUUACAGCUGCCACAAAGGCUGCCGCCACCAUGGCCACCAACAGCUGCAGCACUUUGACCUCUGCCCCAGCCACCUUCACCUUGAAAAGCAUCUGUUUCUCCACUUCUCAGGCCCUUGCUAUGCAAAAAAUGGCCCUCUCCUUCCCACCCGGAGCAGUCCUCACCCCCAGCCAGCCCCUGGUUUACCUCCCACCUCUUCCGAGCCUGCUUGGGGUCCCUUCUGCUCUUGCUCUGCCUAUCAUGCCCUCCUUCCCACAAGACCCCUGCCUGCCUAGUCUUCUCUCCCCCUCUGAGCUCUGCUCUUACCCGUAUGCCUUCUCCGUGGCUAGGCCUUUGGCCACAGAUCCCAAAGUGGCCCCUGUGGAGACAAGCCAGCUGAACUGCCCUGCCCCGUCAGGGGAGAGCAGGACCCCUGCGGUCACUGGACCCUCCUCUGCUGUCGAUGGCUCGGACCUCUUGCCUAGCACGCCUGCCUCGGCAGCGGCAGGUGCCAGCACUGUGCCACUGUCAGUCGCCACCAGCGUGCUUGCCAGGGGCCCGGCAGGCCCAGAACAGCUUCCCUUGGGCAUCCUGGCCUCCAUCUCCCCACUGAAAUCCCCCCCACAGCUGGAGCAUGAGAUGGUCUCCCCUGAAUGUAGCGAGAUGCCCCUUGACCUUUCCGCCAAGUCAAACCACCAGAAGCUGCCUCCUCUGAGCCAGCGAAAGAUGGCCCCGAUGCCUGUGUUGACCCCGGUGCACACCAAUGGCAAAGCACUGCUCACCACAGUCUUCUCCAAGCCUCAGUGGGUAGCUCAGGCCAUUGGCGGCCCAGGCACCACGUCACCCUUCGUCAUCUUCCUGGAGUUCCUCCGCAAUAGGGAGCAGGGCUCCUGGGUGAAGAACUCGACCACCCUCAUCAGCACCAUCCCAGGCACCUACGUUGGGGUGGCCAACCCAGUCCCAGCUUCCGUGCUGCUGGGGAAGGAUUCUGGCACCUGCCUUGGCAGGGACUCCCGCCAUCUCGCCAAGAAGGAGCUCAUUUCCAUUGUUGACCAGGGAGAGCCUCGCAGUGGCGGGCUGCCUCCCGGGAAGAAGAGUGGUGGAGAGGGGCCGCCUGACUCCGCAAGGCAGCUCCUUCAUGCCUGGGGUGUCCCAGGGGCCCAGUUGCACCCUUCAAAGGAGCUUGCCAUUUGGAGCCCCAGCCAGGGAAGCAUUUACCCUUGGUGCUCAGUCAACGGGAAGCCUGCCAGCCCCCAGCUGCUGCCCUUGGGGUGGUCGCCUUACCAUCAGGGCCCUCUGCUUUCCAUCGGCAUCUCAGCAGCCGGGCAGCUGUGCCCGAAUCAAGUUGCCCCCUGCAAGCCAGUUGGUGCAGGUGAGCUGGCCACGUUCCCUGGUGUGCAGCUGAUAGAGUCCUCCGCAGUGGUCCAGAAAGCCCCCGAAGCUCCCUCUCAGGGCAAGGGUUGUAAGGCAGCCUUGCUGAACACUGCCAGCCCUUUGUGCAUCUCACCAGCUCUUCAGACCAGUCUCCCAGACACAAGGGGUUCCGAGGGUCUCAUUCCAAAAUACGACUCUGACAGACUCGAGGCUGACUCAGCAGCAGAGGCCACCCCGCAGCCCAAAGCUCCCCCAGAGGGCUGUAGCCGCAAGUGCCCCGGGGAUGCCAAGCCUAAAAACCAGGUCUUGGCUGCCUACCUAUCUCAUGGCCUUUCCUUAGCUAGCCAGCCAAGUGUGCGGACGACAUCUGAGACGCCUCUCCCAGGGAGCAAGCGCAAGGACUGGAAGUGCAGCAACGUACCUCGGGAUCAGCUGGCGGCAGAAGUCCCUCUCCGCAGUGUGCACCAGGUUGAUCUCAGCCGCGUGAAGAAGGAACGAGUGGAGCCAGAGGUGCUGAUCACCUCUGCCGCUUGUCUGCAUGCUGGGGCUGCCUCGAGAAGCCCUCCAAAAGCCAAGCUCAAGGGGGUGGCCCACACUGAAGUGGAAGAGGGCUUCCCCUGCAAGUCCAAGCGGCAGCAUGACGGGCCAGACCGCCUGACCCACAAGAAGCAGAAGUGCAGGGGCAGUAAGGAAUCUCAGGCUCCCUGCAAAUCGGACAGCCAGAACCUGCACACCCGCAAGUGGCGGAAGUAUCACCGCUCCCACGAGGUCAGCAAGCAGGAGAGCCAGUCGGGCUCCACAAAGGAGCAUGGCAGACCUCGUGUGAAGCGCAAGCGCCGGAAGGCAGCUCCAGGGCAUCAUGGGCACAGCUGCGAAGAAGCUUUUGUUGAGAAGAAAUCAAAGAACAGUUUCCGGGACUUCAUUCCUGUGGUGCUGAGCAGCCGCACAUACAGCCAGUCAGACUUCAGGUACCGAAACCACAAGGAUGCUGUGCCGAGCAAAGGCUCGGACCUGUGCUUGAGGAGCAGGCUUUCUCCAACCCUCCAAGGACUCCUGGACUUCCACAAUGGAUUCCUCUUGGAUCACCCCAACUCGGCUCCCAUCCAGGAUGUGCUAGAGAAACCUUCCGGGAAACGCAAAUGCAAAACCAAACACCUCUCAGGCAUCUGUGAAGAGGGGAAGGCCAAGGCACGCCUGAGCCAGUUCAAGAUACGCUCUCCAAAGAAAGCUCGGGAACCCUGCUUGUUGAACAAGUCCCUGCAGCACAAAUCAGAAAGAGCCCCUGAGCCCCCCGCAGCCCCGCCGGUGCCCCCUGAAGCUCGUCGACUGAUAGUGAACAAGAAUGCAGGGGAGACACUGCUGCAGAGAGCAGCCCUGCUUGGCUACAAGGAUGUGGUGAUGUACUGCCUGCAGAAGGAAAACAACAAUGUCAGCCACAGGGACAACGCAGGCUACACAGCCCUGCACGAGGCCUGCGCUCGCGGCUGGGUGGACAUCCUGCAGCUCUUGCUGGAGCAUGGUGCAAACGUGAACUGCAGUGCGCAGGAUGGCACCAGGCCUGUCCAUGACGCUGCAGCAAAUGACAACUUGGAGAUCAUGUGGCUCCUGCUGUCUUACGGUGCUGACCCAACCCUGGCUACAUAUUCGGGGCAGACUGCCCUGAAGCUGGCCAGCAGCGAAAACAUGAAAAACUUCCUUAAUGAUUACCUCUUGGAUCUGCAGGGUCGAGCUGAAGGGGACCCCCAUACAGCCUGGGAUUUUUACAGCAGCACUAUAUUAGAGGGGAAAGAGAAAACUGGCUGUGACCUUCUGCUCAACCCUCCCGGGAGCUCUGAUCAGGAGGACGAUGAGCAGGACUCGGGCCACCUCAUGUUUGAGUUCUCCAACAAGCCGUUGCUCCCCUGCUACAACCUGGAAGUGUCUGUCUCCCAGGGGCCCUGCAACUGGUUCCUCUUCUCGGACAUGCUGAAGCGGCUGAAGCUCUCGUCCCACAUCUUCCAGGCCCAUUUCCCACACUUUGAGGUGACCACCCUGCCCAAGGUGGAGUUCCAGCGCCAGGUGUCGUUGAGCCAGGUGCCAGCCCCAAAAGAAAUCCAGGAGCACAUGGCGCCCCCCUUGGCUCUGGGUGCUGCAGAGACGGUGGAGCUGGUGCGCCAUGAGCUGGAGCUGGCUCAGCUGCUGGGCUCGGAGGUGAUGUUGGAGGCCUGGAGCAGCUGAUGGGGGGCUGGGCAUUCCCCUCUGUCGGCGUCAGACUGCACUGCAAGGCAAUAAUCUGGACCAAGGAGAGAAGGUGGCCUUCUCGAGGGCAGGGCUUCUGUCUGCCUGGUCCUCCCUGACGAACUGCAACGGGUGCUCACUGCCUGCCCUCCUACCUUCCCACGAACCCUGAGGGUAGGAAGCUGCCGUCACCUGUGCCCUGGACUCUGCACUCGUUCACCUGCUGCAGGGCCACGGUGGCUUGGAAGCCUCUCCAUGGAACUGCAUCUCUUUCCCCACCCCCAAGCUCUCCGAGAGUAUUUAUUUAAAUUAGUAUUUAAUUUGUGGUGUUCUUUUUCUUUUUUGUUCUUGCUAAGUCUGUAUCACUGUGAUUCGGGGGGGGGGGGAGUGGAGAGACAGGGGACAACUUCCUGCAGCCACCAUCGCCUCUGGGAUUCCCCUGAUUGACUAAGCUGGGCCUUCCUUUCUCCUGUCCUCCAUGAAAUAGCGAGAGGGAGGCUAUUGUUUCUUCUCCCCCCUCUGUUUUAGAGACACCCAGCUUCUGUUGGGUGAGUAGGAGCCAACCUUCAGUUUCCACAAUAAAUUAUUUGAGGGGCCGCCCCCCCCCCAAAGUUGAGGAGCAUAAUCAUUCAAAUGGUGUGUGGUCAUCACGUCUUGUGAUCAGCUAAGCGAUGCGACACCUGCCCCCCCCAGUACUUUAUUCAAGUUGGCACCCCUGGUUGGGUGCAUUUCCCUCCCUGCCCUUUUUUAUCAUAUUAUUUUGUUUCUGAUGUCCAGCCAGCCACUUUUCGAAACAGAAUGAUUACACAGCCAAAGGCACCUGGUGGUCUCAGCUAUUUUAUUUGCACACACCCCACUCCCUCUUUAUAAUUUCAUCCUGGUUCAAUCAGUUUGGCUGGCAAGGCAAUACGGUCUUCAACGGGGUGGGGGCA